Hibiscus syriacus is the source of this 1745-nucleotide messenger RNA. RefSeq names its product E3 ubiquitin-protein ligase TRAIP-like. The transcript has 10 exons. Lineage: Eukaryota; Viridiplantae; Streptophyta; Magnoliopsida; Malvales; Malvaceae. The record is from RefSeq and is a predicted model, not a curated record. The coding region runs from base 1 to 1686 and encodes 561 amino acids.
AUGACCGGCGGCGACAACUCCUUUUCCAAAACCAUAUGCUCCAUCUGCUACGAAGAUCUGAAACCCAUUGUCGAAGAUCUCCAAUCCAUCUCCAUUUGCGGCCAUGUCUUCCACGAGCUAUGUCUGCAGCAGUGGUUUGAAUACUGUUCAAGUUCUACAAAGAAGUACAAUUGUCCUGUGUGCAAGCAGAUUUGUGUUGGGCACAAUGCGACUCGUCUUUAUUUCCAAUCAGUUGGAGAUCAAUCCCAAUCGUUAUGUUCCCAAAAGUUGAUCGAUCGCGAGGAAGAUGCGGAGUCAUUACGCAUUGAAGUGAAGAGGUUGCUGGUCAAAGUUUCGGGGCUUAGUUCAGCUUUGGAACAUCAAGAGAAGGAACACAAUCAGAUCAACGAGGAGCUGUGUCUUUGCAAGGAGCAGAUGAAGCGGGAAAUGGCCUUGAAAAACGAGGCCUUAAGAGAAAAGGCAUCCAUUCAACAAAGGCUCAGUUCUAAAUCAGAGGAGCUUAGUAAAUCAAAUUCGGAAUGUUCAAGGCUGGAGCAAAGGAAUUUGGCACUAGCCAAGGAACUUGCUGUACUAAAAUUAGUGACAGAUUUGGAUCUGGAGCAAGACGAAAUGUUAAAGCUUGCCUCACUAGGUAAUGAAGGGAGCAGCCAAGAUGUUGUAGAUAAUCUUAUUAGGUCAUUGUCCUGUCACAAAAAGAGUUAUAAAGAAUUGAUGGCUAAGUGCAAUCUUCUUGGUAGAGGUGAAGCUCGUUUGCAGAAGAAACUUGAUAAAGCAAAAGCAAAGAUAGACAAACUGAAAAAAAGAGUCCAGGAACUGGAUGCACUGAUUGAAGUGAAAGAUAAUGAAGUCUUGAGGGCUCUUAAAGCUUCUAAGACUGAUAGUGAAGGGGGUUUUUUGAUCUUGGAUGGCAAUUCUGAUUCUUCAAAUGCCAAAAUUUCUUCAAAAGAACAGCUGAUGCAACGACCUGUUUUACCUUCAAAUAACUUGGAUGUGAGUGCAAUAUCACCCAAACAUUUACCAAGUUCAUUGAAAAAAAACAUCCCUCUUGAUAGUCCUAAGGCUGCCAAUUAUGGUAGAGAAGGAUGUUCAAGUAUUGCGGUUCCCGUUGGAGAGAGAAACAUGGCUGAGGAUCGGUACAUUUAUUCAAGUCCUGAUUUGAAGUGUCAAAAUCGUGAGCAUAUUGCUCAAGAUUCUGCAACACCAAUGCCGAAGCCAGUGUCUGAUAUUUAUGUGGAAGCUGCGACAGUGGUUGGGUUUUCAGGAUCAAGAACUUGUUCAAAUAUUGAUGAUAGUGCCACAGUUGCUUCUUCCCUAAAGCCCAUAUUCAACAUUAAAACUGCAGCUCCUUCAAUUAUACUUUCUGAACAAGGGAAUAUUUGUUUCUCUGGUGGGUUGCUAGGUCCUGAUGGAACAAGGCGACAUUUAGGAAAAUGGUGCAAGCGAAGUAAAAUGCUUGGUUCAAUGCACGCAGAAGGUUCAACUAAAAAUAGUGGUGAUUUAAUUGCUGUUGGUGCUGAUGGAAGAGGUGGUAAAAUUAAGGUUUUGCGAUCUGUGAAUCAAUCUUCUCUGGAUAAUAAGGAGAACUCAGUUAGCAUAAAGAGAUUAAAAUGUGAAGCCAAACAAAAUACUUUGCAGUCUCAAGGAUGUUUGCAGAUAGAGCACUUCUUUGGAAAGGCUCGCCACUAAUUGAAAGUUGAAGGCACAUCCCAUGGUAAUGCGCCAGCUGGAACUACUUGUGAAUAAUG